AUGGCCUUCCCAGGUCGUUACCAAGCGAACUCUCCUUCAACUACAAGUCUUCUUCACCCUUCUUUUGGCUGCGAAUCUGCUAGCAGUAACUCUACUUCAAGUGAAUACAACAAUGAAAUUCAAGCAAGCUUAGCUAGAGGCCCUAGAACCAUACAAACCAUGGCUAGCAAAUCGUCGUUGAAUGAUUCCCCAUAUAGCGGAGCAACGUCCGAUCGUCGCUUUUCUCUUUCGGCCGAUCCUAUGGCCUGGGGAACUGACCUUUCACUUCGCGCGGAACCCGACGAUUAUCUGCACAAUCCCGAUCCUCGACGCGACCGAAAGAAUGAUCUCGGUGGAUCAUUUUUCACAUAUCGUGGACUGACGAAUUUGGGCUGCCUUAUCCUGCUCGGAGUUGUUUUUGUCACUCUUUUCGCUGGAUACCCUUUGAUAUCAUUCUUUACUAGAACUCAUAUGUCAACCAUGGGUGGAUUCAAUCUAGGUGGGAUCAAUGGCAGCGGACAGAUUCCAACUAUGUCUGGAAAUUAUGGUCUUAUCGAUCUGGAGACCCCUCAAGAACAAUACACGUAUACCUCAUUCAGAGACAAUUCCACCGAGCUACAAUUAGUCUUCAGUGACGAGUUCAACACUGAUGGACGUACCUUCUAUCCUGGAGAUGAUCCAUACUGGGAAGCUGUUGACUUGCAUUAUUGGGAGACUAACAAUCUGGAAUGGUAUGAUCCUGCAGCGAUCACUACUAAGAAUGGAUCUCUGUUAAUCACAAUAUCGAGGAAAGAGACGCAUAAUCUGCAUUUCCAAGGGGGAAUGAUGACCACAUGGAACAAAUUCUGUUUCACAGGCGGGCUCAUCCUCACUUCUGUCGUCCUUCCGGGUGUUAAUAACGUCGUCGGACUUUGGCCUGCCGUCUGGACUAUGGGUAACCUUGGUCGCGCAGGGUAUGGGGCUAGUCUUGAGGGAAUGUGGCCUUACACGUACGACGCUUGUGAUGUUGGUACUGCCCCGAAUCAAACUCACAACGAUCUACCUGCUGCUGCCACUGUCAACGGAGAUCCUUCGGCUAAUGGUGCACUAUCUUAUCUCCCUGGUCAACGCCUCUCCCGAUGCACUUGUCCUGGAGAGUCACAUCCCGGUCCAAUACACUCAGACGGCACUUACGUUGGCCGUGCUGCUCCCGAAAUUGAUGUUUUCGAAGCACAGGCAAACUUUGAUGAAAUUCUAAUGGGUGAAGUGUCACAAAGUGGCCAGUGGGCGCCCUUCAAUGAAGCUUACGAGUGGUUCAACACAUCUGCCAACUUGAUUAUCAACAAUCCGUCAGAGACUUUGUUGAACAGUUAUAUGGGUGGAGCUCUUCAACAAGCAACGUCGUGUGUCUCUAAAACAAAUCCAGACUGUUAUUUCAGUGGAGGGGGUUGCUAUUCAGUAUAUGGUUUCGAAUAUAAGCCCGGGUAUGACGAUGCGUAUAUUAGUUGGAUAGCAAAUGGGGAACAAAAGUGGACCAUCAACGCAGGAGGCACAGCCGCGGACACCCGAGUUGAGAUAUCCGCUAGGCCUAUUCCGCAGGAACCCAUGUACCUAUUGGCUAAUCUCGGAAUCUCCACCAAUUUUGGAGACGUUGAUUUUGAACAUUUAACGUUCCCGACCAGUAUGGCCAUUGAUUGGAUCCGGGUAUAUCAGCCCAAGGACGCCACCAACAUUGGAUGCGAUCCGAAAGACUUUCCAACCGCUGCGUACGUCUACCUCGAAGCAUACACCAACCCCAAUCUAACUACUUGGAGGAACGAUUACAAGCAACCAUUCCCAAAAUCUUCAUUCCUUGGACAAUGUUAG
Molecule: messenger RNA, 1824 nt
Organism: Lentinula edodes (shiitake mushroom)
Lineage: Eukaryota; Fungi; Basidiomycota; Agaricomycetes; Agaricales; Omphalotaceae
Product: beta-glucan synthesis-associated
Exons: 16
Coding region: 1-1824 (607 amino acids)
Biological process (GO): (1->6)-beta-D-glucan biosynthetic process; fungal-type cell wall organization
Cellular component (GO): plasma membrane; endoplasmic reticulum membrane
Molecular function (GO): glucosidase activity
Source: RefSeq, a predicted model, not a curated record